Staurois parvus is the source of this 2670-nucleotide messenger RNA. Lineage: Eukaryota; Metazoa; Chordata; Amphibia; Anura; Ranidae. The record is from the annotation of a GenBank genome assembly.
UUCCCACAGACUUUCACAGCUUGGUGUAAUUCCCACCUGAGGAAAGCUGGCACUCAGAUCGAGAACAUCGAUGAGGAUUUCAGAGAUGGGUUGAAGCUCAUGUUACUUCUGGAAGUCAUUUCAGGGGAAAGACUUCCGAAACCGGAAAGAGGAAAAAUGAGGGUCCAUAAAAUUAAUAAUGUUAACAAAGCUUUGGACUUCAUUGCAAGUAAAGGAGUGAAGCUGGUCUCUAUUGGAGCUGAAGAAAUUGUUGAUGGCAAUGCUAAGAUGACACUGGGUAUGAUUUGGACCAUCAUUCUGCGGUUUGCAAUUCAGGACAUCUCUGUGGAAGAAACAUCUGCAAAGGAAGGAUUAUUACUGUGGUGUCAGAGAAAGACUGCGCCUUACAAGAAUGUCAAUGUACAGAACUUCCACAUAAGCUGGAAGGAUGGCCUGGCUUUUAAUGCCUUGAUUCACAGACACCGACCAGAGCUUAUAGAAUAUGAUAAACUGAGAAAGGAUGACCCAGUGACUAACUUGAACACUGCCUUUGAGGUGGCGGAGAAGUACUUGGAUAUCCCCAAAAUGUUGGACGCUGAAGACAUUGUCAGCACUGCUCGUCCUGAUGAGAAGGCAAUCAUGACAUACGUGUCCUCAUUCUACCACGCCUUCUCAGGAGCCCAGAAGGUAGCGUCUGGGGCGGCCAAACCUGAUGAGAAGGCCAUUAUGACCUACGUUUCCUGCUUCUACCACGCUUUCUCUGGGGCUCAGAAGGCUGAGACGGCUGCCAACAGAAUCUGCAAAGUCCUGGCAGUAAAUCAGGAGAAUGAACAUCUGAUGGAGGAUUAUGAGAAACUAGCCAGCAAUCUCUUGGAAUGGAUUCGCCGCACAAUUCCAUGGUUGGAAGAUCGUCAGCCUGAGAAGACCAUGAAUGACAUGCAGCAAAAACUAGAGGACUUCCGGGACUAUCGCCGAGUACACAAACCACCAAAAGUCCAGGAGAAAUGCCAGCUGGAGAUAAACUUUAACACCUUACAAACCAAGCUGAGGCUCAGUAACCGGCCGGCUUUUAUGCCGUCUGAGGGGAAGAUGGUGUCGGACAUUAACGGUGGCUGGCAGCAUUUGGAGCAGGCAGAAAAGGGUUAUGAGGAAUGGCUCUUGAAUGAGAUUCGCAGGUUGGAAAGGUUGGAUCACUUGGCCGAGAAGUUCCGACAGAAAGCCUCUAUUCAUGAAAGUUGGACCGAAGGCAAGGAGGCCUUAUUGAAGCAGAAGGACUACGAAACAGCUACCCUUGCAGAUAUCAAGGCCCUGAUCCGAAAACAUGAGGCCUUCGAAAGUGACCUUGCAGCCCACCAAGACAGAGUGGAACAGAUUGCUGCCAUUGCACAAGAGCUGAAUGAACUUGACUAUUAUGACUCCGCCAGUGUAAACGCACGUUGCCAAAAGAUCUGUGACCAGUGGGAUGUCCUGGGGUCACUGACACACCUCAGACGAGAAGCCUUAGAGCAAACAGAAAAGCAUUUGGAGACCAUUGACCAGAUGAACCUGGAGUAUGCCAAGAGGGCAUCACCGUUUAAUAACUGGAUGGAUGGGGCCAUGGAGGAUCUACAGGACAUGUUUAUUGUACACACCGUUGAAGAAGUUGAUGGCCUAAUCACAGCCCAUGGCCAGUUUAAGUCCACUCUGCCAGAUGCAGACCGCGAGAGAGAAGCCAUUCUUGACAUCCAGCGCCAAGUCCAGAAGAUUGCCGAUUAUAACCACAUUAAGUUGACCGGUGGAAACCCCUACACCACAGUUACACCAGACAUCAUUAAUUUCAAGUGGGAGAAGGUACAACAGCUUGUCCCCAAGAGAGACAAUGCUUUGAAGGCAGAGCAAGACAAGCAACAGUCCAACGAGCGCUUACGUGUGGAGUUCGCUAACUUAGCUAAUGUGGAGGGACCAUGGAUCCAGGGCAAGAUGGAGGAGGUUGGAAGGAUUGCCAUUGAAUUGCAUGGCACUCUGGAGGUCCAGAUGAGCCAUCUGAAGCAGUACGAACAGAGCGUCAUAAACCACAAGCCUAACAUAGACAGACUGGAGCAACAGCACCAGCUCAUUCAGGAAGCCCUGAUCUUUGAUAACAAGCACACCAACUACACCAUGGAGCACGUUCGUGUCGCCUGGGAACAUCUCCUCACCACCAUUGCUAGAACCAUCAACGAGGUGGAGAAUCAAAUUCUAACACGGGAUGCCAAGGGUAUCACUCAGGAACAAAUGCACGAAUUCAGAGCAUCCUUCAACCACUUUGACAAGGACCAUACGGGUGCUCUGGGACCUGAAGAAUUUAAAGCUUGUCUCAUCAGUCUGGGCUAUGAUGUGGAAAAUGACAGACAGGGUGACGCAGAAUUUAACCGCAUCAUGGCAAGCGUUGAUCCUAAUAAUUCAGGCAUGGUAACCUUCCAAGCUUUCAUUGACUUUAUGUCAAAGGAGACCACAGACACGGAUACUGCGGACCAAGUUAUUGCAUCUUUCAAGGUCCUUGCUGGAGACAAGAAUUACAUCACACCAGCAGAGCUUCGUCGGGAGCUGCCACCAGAUCAGGCAGAAUAUUGCAUCUCUCGCAUGGCACCCUACCACGGUCCCAAUGCUGUGCCUGGAGCUCUGGAUUACAUGUCCUUUUCUACUGCAUUGUAUGGCGAGAGUGACCUGUGA